This is a messenger RNA of Rangifer tarandus platyrhynchus (Svalbard reindeer), 282 nucleotides long. The record is from the annotation of a GenBank genome assembly. NCBI's taxonomy places the organism in Eukaryota, Metazoa, Chordata, Mammalia, Artiodactyla, Cervidae.
AUGGUACCUUCUGUGUCUAUCCUGAUCAUCAAAGCCUUUAAGGAACAACCAAAGGACAGAAGGAAGCAGAAAAUUAUUAAGCACAGUGGAAACAUUGCUUUUGAUGAGGUCAUCCACAUUGCCCAGCAGAUGCAACACCAAUCUUUAGCUCCAGAAUAUUCUGGAACCAUUAAAGAGAUCCUGGGGACUGCCAGGUCUGUGGGCUCUGAUGUGGAUGGCGGUCAUCCUCAUGACAUCAUAGACGAAUCCAACAGUGGUGUGGUGGAAUGCCCAGCUGGUUAA